This is a messenger RNA of Cryphonectria parasitica EP155, 3564 nucleotides long. RefSeq lists its product as uncharacterized. Lineage: Eukaryota; Fungi; Ascomycota; Sordariomycetes; Diaporthales; Cryphonectriaceae. Bases 1 to 3564 code for a protein of 1187 amino acids. The record is from RefSeq and is a predicted model, not a curated record. The transcript is spliced from 2 exons.
AUGGCCACCGAGGACGGCCGCGCCGACUUGUUGACGGCCAUGGACAUCAUCGAGUUCCUCGAGCUCGCAGCUGCUCUUUCCCAGAAGCUCGUCGGCGGCGAGGUACCCAAGGACCUGCGCUACACCCGACAGGAGGCCAGCAAUGAGUUGGGCCAUUUCCUCGAGGAUGUCAAGAGCAAGGGCGCGCGGCCGAGGCCUGCGCACGACGUGAGCAAGAGGCUGGGCGAGAUGGAGACGAGGGCGGUGGAGCUGGCCUCUGCCCUGAAGCGACCGUUCGACGAGGUGAAGCCUGGAAUGCCAGGUUGGGACAGAGCUGCCCUUCUAGAAAAGGCGGAGAGUCAAUCCCUUGCAGAGGAUGUCAUCAAGUUUGCUGAUGACUUCAACUCCUGGUUGACCACAGCUUGGCAGUCCGAUGACUGGCCGACUAUCAAGACAAUCAACCAAAUCAGAGACGACGCCGAGGAUGCACGUUCACGCAUAGCCGACGAUAUCUGCCUGGCAAUCAACGGCAUUUGCAUACGCCUAGGCUUGCCAUACGACAAGUUGACAGAGCACAUCGUAUCCUCCACCGCCGUCUCGUUCUCGUCCGCCACUACCGACCACGCACAAUCUGCUUCUGCAGGCGUCUCGACCCAGCAGAAGGGUCACCAGAAAGGGCGGCCUAAUAGCAACAAAAAGAAACGGCAGAAACGUCAAGGCCGAGGUUCCAAGCCUGCCGCGGGCUCUUCUUCCUCGACCAACUCCGCCGUCAAGAACCCUCUCAGGUCGGACUCCUUUCUCAAGUCGCAGGAUAUACUCGAAUUCCUGGACAUACUGGAGACUUUGAUGCGGGAAGCGCCCUGGGAGCUCGAGAUUCUGCUUGCCGUGACGCACCCCCUCCAGGACGACCCCGAGGACUGGCUUGACGACGCCGCCGAAAACACGUACCAGUGGCUCUUUGAAGCACCCGUCGACGCAGACGGCCUCAUCACAGACCAGGGAUCUGCCCGGUUCAGGGCUCGAAGGAAUCUGCAGGCUUGGCUCUCUGAAGAGAAAGGCGGUCUGCUUGGUAUUUCUGGCGCGCCAGGCACGGGUAAAACGACGCUCGUCAAGUUGCUUGCCCACCACCCAAAGACGGUGGCCGAGCUGCAGAAGUGGGCUGGAGCCGAGCAGCUCAUCAUUGUCCCUUACUACUUUUCCAACACUGGUAAUAUCCACCAGAAGACCCAGAUUGGUUUCUGUCGUACUGUGUUCGCCGAAUUGUUAAGGCAGUGUCCAACUUUGACGCACGUGUACUUCCCACCAUCGGCUGAGGCGUCCAAAACCAAGGAGGGCAAAAACAUGGAGCGCUGCACGACGUCGACUGGAGAGCCCUGGCCCGUGAGCGAUGAACAUCUGGCCGUGGCGUGGAAUCAUCUGACCAGAGGGGAACUGCACGGAUUUCGUGUGUGCAUCUUUGUCGACGGCCUGGACGAGUAUGUCGAGUCGGCCGGCGCCCGGAUGUCAGACCUCGCCAAUGCGCUCCAGAUCAUGGCCAACACGAGCGAGUGUAUCAAGAUUUGCAUAAGUGCGACGAGGACUCUUGAUGAGCUCCUCGGAAACCCCCUGCCUUACUCCAGCAUUCACCUGACUGCGCUGCUCAGGGAGGACAUCAAGUGGUGGGCGACCGCCGAGAUUCUCUCCAUGACGGAGGCAGAGAAACUCUGUCCCAAUGGGGAUAAGCUCAUCUCGCUGCUUGUGCGCAAGUCACGGAUCAACUUCCUCUGGGUGCGCGUAGUCCUGCAGAGCUUCGUGGCUCCGGAGUUCACCGCCGAGGGAAAGAUACGCAGUAUGACUUCCACCAUGAUACGAGAUGCCCUGGCCUCAGGACAACUGAUCAAGAUUGUCCAUGCCUGUCCUUCAGACUUAUAUGGCCUGUACGAGCAUCUCCUCAAGCGUCUCAACAGUACUUGGCAAUUCGUCGCCUCUGUCAUGUUCUCUCUCGCCGUCCACAAUCCUUUUCUCCAGCGGCCCAAUGCCCUGUGGUUCUCAUGGCUCCAGCCACUCCUGCGAGAUCUGGACUUCCCCGAAACACCGGUCGCGCCCUUUACAGCGGACGAGAUUCGCGAGAAGCAGGAGUAUGUCGAAGAAGCAGUGAUGUUCAUGACGAUGGGCCUGCUGAAGUUGCACUGGGACCACCGGGAGCCUCGAAAAAGCGACCAGUUCUUUGGCCGCAGGAUCCAUUUCUUCCACAGCACUGUGCUGAAGUUUCUCAACUCGCCACGGGGAAGCGAUUUCUUGCUCGAGAGUGGCGGCACGACGGAGGCCCCCGAUAUUGGGGUGAGGAAGUUUACCACACUUCAUAUGCUCUCGCGCCUGAGGAUGGCAGAGAUGGUCCUGGCUGCCAAGACCCAGGAGGAUCCAAAAGCUGAUGCCCACCGGCACAGGCAGUACGCGUCUAUGGUCCAAGGCGUGAUGCAGGUCGAAGGCAGAAAGAUCGACGGAUCUCCAUAUGUGCUCUUGCUGCCGGAUUCAUUUAUGGAAGGGCUGCGAAAAGACCUCGAGACGACGCGCUCCGAGGAGUCUGGCUCUGGCUACAUUCGAAGUUGGUUUGCGAAUAUCCACUCGCAGCAAUUGUUACCCGGGGACGCCAACACUCCACCGUCAUUCCUCCAUCUGGCAAUGUACCAGGGACAGGUUCCAUAUGUCUUUGCAUGUCUCGAGGACCGAGAAAAGUUCAAGGAUGCCAUCGGUGGUGCCAAGAGCAAAGAGCUCAACAUGCUGCUGUCCGCCUUCUUCGGAACGGGUGGGCACAAUGGACUCGAGGCAGACCUGCUCGGGCUGAUGAACGAAAGAGCUGACAUACUGGGCUCCGUCACCUUGCGGUCCAGCCCGCACAAGGGGCUCUCGUCUCAGGUCUCCAGGCAGGCCAGUGUGCUCAUGGUAUGGAUCAGCUAUAUGGUCUUCAAACUGAUGCUUCCGGGCGACGGAUUCCCCCAACCUUUUUUGCACCCUCCCUUGUACCGGGAGAGGAUGGUUCGUCUGGCUGAGAUUCUAGUUUAUGCGCUCUCACAGCCUGAGAAUGUGGACAUGGUCCCACUGAGCUUUGUUCUUCUCCUCAAGAAGAAACGCGAGAUUUCUCCUGCGCCGACGAUGAUGCCUACCCUCCGCUUGAAAAUGCCCAAGGGCAAGUCGAGCGAAGCCUCCAGCUCCACAUCUACUGUCGAGAAAGACCCUCAGAAACCCUCCUGGGACCGCUGGCCCAUCCCAGAGAAGUACACCAAGGGCGAACAUAACAUGACCCCGAAGCAGGCCGAGCUCGCGAAUCCCGUCCAUCCCUCUGGCAUCGUGCUCAGGAACGACGAGACCCACUACACAACACUGAAGCAACUGCUUGUCACAUACAUUGACGAACCCUUCCUGGCCCAGGAGGUGUACGAACUCAUCCCCAACGACCUCUCGCGGACGGUGCUGCACGAGUGGAGCGAUAUCUACAAGAAUGAGCUGCUGGAGGACCAGUUUGUUGGGUAUGAGUGCACGCGAGUGGUGGCGAGUGAUGGGACGGUGAUUGGCGAAGGGGCAGAACUGUACUUUCGGUUAUACUGA